Messenger RNA from Echinops telfairi (small Madagascar hedgehog), 835 nucleotides. Its product is annotated as heterogeneous nuclear ribonucleoprotein A1-like. The record is from RefSeq and is a predicted model, not a curated record. The transcript has a single exon. The annotation marks the transcript as partial. NCBI's taxonomy places the organism in Eukaryota, Metazoa, Chordata, Mammalia, Afrosoricida, Tenrecidae. Gene Ontology annotation, molecular function: RNA binding.
GGAGAAAAGGCCGAACGAUGCUUCCUCCGUGGCGUUCGGCCACACAAGGUAGACGGCAGAGUCGUGGAACCAAAGAGGGCUGUCUCACGAGAAGACUCGCAAAGACCGGGCGCCCAUUUAACGGUGAAAAAGAUCUUUGUCGGUGGCAUCAAAGAAGACACUGAAGAGCACCACCUACGAGAUUAUUUUGAGCAAUAUGGGAAAAUUGAAGUGAUUGAAAUCAUGACUGACCGAGGCAGUGGCAAGAAGAGAGGCUUUGCUUUUGUGACUUUUGAUGACCAUGACUCCGUAGGUAAGAUUGUCAUUCAGAAAUACCACACUGUGAAUGGCCACAACUGUGAAGUACGAAAAGCCCUGUCGAAGCAAGAGAUGGCCAGUGCCUACUCCAGCCAAAAAGGUCGAAGCGGUUCUGGAAACUUCGGUGGUGGCCGAGGUGGCGGUUUUGGUGGGAAUGACAACUUUGGUCGGGGCGGAAACUUCCGCGGCCGUGAUGGCUUUGGUGGCAGCCGCGGUGGUGGUGGAUAUGGCGGUAGUGGGGAUGGUUAUAAUGGAUUUGGUAAUGAUGGCAGCAACUUUGGAGGUGGUGGAAGCUACAAUGAUUUUGGCAACUACAACGGUCAGUCUUCCAAUUUCGGACCAAUGAAGGGAGGGAACUUUGGAGGCAGAAGCUCUGGUCCUUAUGGUGGUGGAGGUCAAUACUUUGCCAAACCACGAAACCAAGGUGGCUAUGGUGGCUCAAACAGUAGCAGUAGUUAUGGCAGUGGCAGAAGAUUUUAAAUGACUACCAGGAAACAAAGCUUAGCAGGAGAGGAGAGCCAGAGAGGUGACAGGGAAG